Trichoplusia ni (cabbage looper) is the source of this 1399-nucleotide messenger RNA. Its product is annotated as hydroxylysine kinase. The record is from RefSeq and is a predicted model, not a curated record. The transcript is spliced from 7 exons. The coding region runs from base 69 to 1178 and encodes 369 amino acids. Lineage: Eukaryota; Metazoa; Arthropoda; Insecta; Lepidoptera; Noctuidae. Gene Ontology annotation, molecular function: amino acid kinase activity.
GUGAUUGUGUGGUGCUCAUCUUGCGGCCAGUUGUUGACUGUUGACAGCGGUGAGCAGUUGUGAGAAAAAUGGCAAACACAUUAGAACCGGGCGCGGUGAUCAAGCCGAUUAUAGACCAUGAAGGUGUGAAGCUCCUGGUGGAGCGGCUGUACGGCAUCUCAGUGCUGGAGCUGACGGAGCUGAACGGGUACGACGACAAGAACUACAAGAUCAUCGAGGACCCUAACGUAAAGAACCCGCUCAUCACCUCCCACAGUGAGAACGGAUACGUCCUCAAGAUUAUGAACUCCAUGGACUCGCAGAAUGUUGGCGUUGUUGAGGCUCAGAAUGAGAUUAUGAACUUCUUGGCCACCCGCUCGGUGACCUGCCCCAAGCCGGUGCGCAACGUGUUCGGUCACCUGCACUCGGUGGAGAGGCUCGGCGGCAAGCAGCACGCGGUGCGCCUGCUGGAGUUCGUGCCGGGCGAGCUGCUGCAGGCCGUGCCCAAGUCCGAGGCGCUGCUCUACCAGCUCGGAGAGUUCGUGGCGAACCUGGACAACAAGCUGCAGAACUUCAACCACUCGGGGCUAGCGGGUCGCGAGCACAUGUGGAUGCUGACGCAGGUGCCUGAGCUCGAGAAGUUCAAGUACGUCAUCAAGGACGCGGAGAAACUUGACCUGGCUGAGGAGGUGAUAGAAGAGUUCAAAUACGCGAUUGUCCCGCGCCUGGACGAGCUGGAGAAGGGCGUCAUCCACGGAGACGUGAACGAGAUGAACGUGCUGGUGGGGCUCAAGCCAGGAGGCAGCAACUCCGACUACCGCAUCACUGGAAUCAUAGACUUCGGCGACAUCCAGUACUCGUACUACGUUUUCGAGCUGGCCAUCACUAUGACCUACAUGAUGCUCAUCACUGGAGACCUGAAGGCUGGAGGCUACGUCCUGGCAGGGUACACCGUCAACAGGCGCUUGCCUGACGACGAGUACAGGCUACUGAAGACGCUGAUUUCGUCCCGGCUCGUCCAGAGCCUGAUCCUGGGCGCCUACACCUUGGAGCAGGACCCCAACAACACAUACGUGACGUCCACAGAGAAGGCCAACGGCUGGGAGCUGCUGAAGAAGAUCCGCAAGUCCAAGGCGACCGAGCACGGAGACCCCACUGACUGGAAGGAGAUCGCCAAUGAAUAUCUAACGAGGAGCUAAGCUUAAGACGAGGAAAGUUUUUAUAAUGAUGUACAAGAUGUAACAUCUAUCUAUGGGAUAAUGUCCAAGUAAAUUUAAGAUAGAUUUUUUAAUUUGUUGACACUCUCGCGUACUUUGCUUCCUUUGUUGAGGUUUUUCUUUGUUUUGAGCUUAGCAAUUGUGUUCGCCCUAAAUAAAAAAGAGCUCUUAGCGUGAUGCUAUAGAUAUGUGAAGAAAAAAAA